Gadus macrocephalus (Pacific cod) is the source of this 2160-nucleotide messenger RNA. RefSeq names its product zinc finger BED domain-containing protein 4-like. NCBI's taxonomy places the organism in Eukaryota, Metazoa, Chordata, Actinopteri, Gadiformes, Gadidae. The record is from RefSeq and is a predicted model, not a curated record. Gene Ontology annotation, molecular function: protein dimerization activity. Bases 303 to 1496 code for a protein of 397 amino acids. The transcript has 2 exons.
UAAUUGAUAAAGUAUACCUUGAUGCCAAACUAAAAUUCAGAGAGCAGCUUGCCACAGCACAAAGGAUCACCAUUGGCCUGGACAUAUGGUCCAAGAAAGGCCUCACAGCCUCAUUUCUUGCCAUCAGUGCCUGCUACUAUUGCCCGGACGACAAAAAAGCAUGUCACAUAUUAUUAUCUCUGAUCCAGCUUACUCAUCCACACACGGCAGAGAGUAUAAAAACCUGUGUUGACCGGUGCACAGAAGACUGGGGUAUACCGCAAAACAAAAUACUGACAGCCAUAACGGACAACAGGAGCAACAUGGUAGCUGCAUUCAAACCUGUAGAGGAGGAGGAGAGUGAGAGCAGCAUGGAGGAGGACUCCCAGGAGAGCGACAGUGAAGACCCUGGGCUGGCUACAGACGAACAGAGGUAUGGAGCGAUGGUGAGGACCCCCUGCAUCGUCCACACGCUACAGCUGGUGGUUGGCAUGAUAAAAAAAGAAACAAGUGUUAAUAAACUUCUAGAUAAGGUCCGUUCACUGGUGAAGCUCUUCCGAAAAUCUUCCGUAGCAACUGAGAGGCUAUUGAAGGAGUGCAAAUUAACUCUGGUGAAGGACUGCCCCACUAGGUGGUCGAGCACCUACAUUAUGAUCAACCGGCUUCUUCAAGUAAAGGACUCGGUUGUGAAAGUUGCGGAUGGCAUGACGUGGGACUAUCUCCUACCAAGUGAAUGGCAAAAGCUGACCGCUGUGAAAGAAUUGCUCUCCCCCUUUGCUGAGCAUACACAGAUGCUGCAAAGCGACACACAGAGUCUGUCCCUUGUCAUUCCUGCCCUUCUUGACCUACAAGCUCACCUGUCUGACAUACUUGAUGAGCAGGGUCAUACUUUCAAGGACCUAGGGUCCUUGGCAGUAAAGAUGAGGGCCAACAUAGAGCUGCGAUUCGGCUGCUUUCUUGACAGCACGCACUCCAAAUUCUCACCCCUUGCUGCUGCUGCUUGCUUCCUCGAUCCAACAGAAUCACUCCUCACGAAUGAUGAUUUACAAAUUCAGGACAUUCUGAGCAAAGCGCAAGAGUACAUUGUUCAGUUGGUUCCACCAGUAGUUCGUGAGGAGGAGGAGGAGGCUGAGGAAUCGGAGAAGGGAGAAGGAGCAGCAGCCGAACCAGAGAAAAAGCGGUCAAGAUUUAAAUAUUUGUCCAAAACACACCGACCAAUGCGACCAUCCAAGUCUAGCCGGCCAAAACCGUGCGUCAGGCAUGAAAUGGAGAAGUAUAAGCAGGAACUGUCCCACUUAACUGAAGAAGAGUGCUCAAGUGCCCUUGAGUUUUGGAUUGCACAGCCGGAUCAUGCAUAUCCUCUCCUGAAACCCAUUGCCUUAGAUAUUAUAGCCAUGCCUGCCUCUCAAGCAUUUGCCGAGAGAGUGUUCAGUGUUACAGGUGACCUCAGUCGUGGUCGUCGCAACAGAGCCAGAGUCAUUUUAGAGAGAAGUGCUUUCCUCAAAUUGAACCGGUAGGCUACUGAGGCUACCUAGGCCCAGUUUAUACUGGCAGCUUAAAUCUGGCCUGAAUCUGAUCUGUGUCAGAUCGACAAGCUCCAAUGUUGUGAUGUGACCCAUGUGGAGCUUGUAUGUCUGAUCUGAUCUGCCGCAGAUCUGAUUCGGGCCAGAUUCAGGCCGCCAGUGUGAACCUAGUAGUGGCAAGUUACUUGACUUAGUUGACUUGUAUCAUUGAUUGUACAGAUUGUAUUGCGCUUCCAUGUUGAUUCUGUUUGGUUGCCUUAAAUAUUUGUAUUUGCAGAGCUGGUUGCCUUAAAAUUUCUGUUUUUAUAUAUGCAGAUCUUUGUUUUGUUUGAUCUUUACAUAUUUGGAAAUCCAUUCAUGGCCAUGUUGGGAUUUUAAUGUCUCUAUAACUUGACUUGUGGUUGUGAAACUUGUUUGUUAAGAGUAAGAUUACUGUUCCCCAACCCCUCAUAUUUUGGUAGAAUUGCACUAGGAGCCACAUUGUGUUCCCCUCCUACUUCAUGUGAAGUCAAGUGAGCUUUAUUUUUGUUUAAUCAUAUUUUAUUGUGAUACAAUACUCAUUGUGUGCCAUUGUGUUGUCUGCAACAAAAUAAUAAAAGAAAAGGUAGAGAGAAAAAAGUCAAAAAAACAACAACAACAACUCACCUUUUGAAAGUUA